Molecule: messenger RNA, 1062 nt
Organism: Fonsecaea erecta
Lineage: Eukaryota; Fungi; Ascomycota; Eurotiomycetes; Chaetothyriales; Herpotrichiellaceae
Exons: 2
Coding region: 1-1062 (353 amino acids)
Biological process (GO): regulation of Ras protein signal transduction; regulation of proteolysis
Molecular function (GO): phospholipid binding; peptidase inhibitor activity
Source: RefSeq, a predicted model, not a curated record
AUGUCGCUCAUUAACAUGAAAGCCUACCGCUCCUUUAUGCUAUUAGUUCUGGCUACGGUUGCCAAUGCUCAGUCUGCACCGGACUUUCCUGUACAAGUGUCGACGAAUUUGCGGGUCGACUUCCAGAGUUCCUCUACCAGUGUCAAUCCGGCAGGUGUGCUUAUAUCCCGUGAUGACGUCCUCGCGGCUCCUACGGUGGACGGACCGAAGGAUUCAUCCUCAACGCGGGAUUUCAUGAUCUUCAUGAUCGACCAGGAUGCCGCCUCUUCGGACGAUGCCAACACACGCGUACAGUUUCUCCAAUGGUAUCAACCCAAUCUAGGCGGAGCAUCAGAAGUGCUGUCCGACUUCGGGAGCGACGCCCAGAACUUUACCUCCGCCCCCGCCGUGUCAUAUAUGCCGCCAACGCCGCCGGCCGGGGACAAGGCACAUCGGUACACGCUGCUGCUAUACCCGCAGCCCGAGAAUUUUGACAUCCCGUCGUCUUUCGAGUCGUUCUUUGAUUCCACGGAUUCGGACGCCAGGCUCGGCUUCGAUAUGGCUGGGUUAGCUGCCGCUGCUGGGAUCGGUCAACCCGUCGCAGCGAACUGGUUCGAGGUCCAGAACACUUCGCAGCCGCCGCCAAGCAGCACAACCUCGACGUCGACCACGUCCACAACCUCGACCACUACUUCCACUUCGACAUCAUCAUCGUCAUCAACGACAACUUCCGAAACCACAUUUAUGACAUCUUCCAUCCCCAGCUCUAGCUCUAGCUCUACGCAGACGUUUGUAUCAAAUACUACUAUGACUGUCGCCACUGUAACGGCGUCGGCCACUGCGAGCGAUUCGACCAGCGAAACCCCCGCCGGACCAUCAACCAUAACGACCGUGACAACGGCAGGUCUACCUACCACGACCGCCCCGCCGAGCACCGUCGCCAGCUCACAGCCGAGUGCCAGUGCGAGCGUCAGUCUAGGCAGCGGCUCUGGGGCGGGCAUAAUCGAUGCGCGUGACAACAUGUGCCGCCUGGUGGUAGCGGUGGUGUUUGGCGUCGCUGGUGCCGGGCUGUGGCUGCUGUAA